Messenger RNA from Cuculus canorus (common cuckoo), 6278 nucleotides. RefSeq names its product guanosine monophosphate reductase (gene GMPR). Gene Ontology annotation, cellular component: GMP reductase complex. Bases 286 to 1323 code for a protein of 345 amino acids. Lineage: Eukaryota; Metazoa; Chordata; Aves; Cuculiformes; Cuculidae. The record is from RefSeq and is a predicted model, not a curated record. The transcript is spliced from 9 exons. Gene Ontology annotation, biological process: nucleotide metabolic process. Gene Ontology annotation, molecular function: GMP reductase activity.
CCUUAAGGAUAAUCCGUCUUCAACCACGGGCAGGGACACCUCCCACCAGCUCCAGCCCCAUCCACCAUCCCUAUUCCCUUUGCCCUUGCUCUGCCCUUUAAGCCGAGCGCUCCGCAUCCCUCUUCGCCCAGCCCAGCAAGCGAAGCCGGGAUAAAGGGCCGGGGCCGGGGCCGGCCGGUUGCUGAGCUGCAAACAGCGCUCUCCUAAUAAAGCGAUGCCCUAUAAAUAGGCGGCUCUGCAGGCGGCGGAGCGCAGCGCACCCGGCACAGCCCGCACCCCGGCAAGAUGCCCCGCGUCGAUGUAGACCUCAAGCUAGACUUUAAAGAUGUCCUGCUCAGACCUAAAAGAAGCAGCCUCAAAAGCAGAUCAGAGGUCGACCUCACGCGCACCUUCACUUUCCGCAACUCCAAGCAGACGUACACAGGAAUUCCCAUUAUAGUGGCUAACAUGGACACUGUGGGGACAUUUGAGAUGGCCAUGGUUAUGGCAAAACAUUCAAUGUUCACUGCAAUUCACAAGCAUUAUUCUCUGGAAGAAUGGAAACUGUUUGCUGCCAAUCACCCAGAAUGCCUUGAGCAUGUAGCAGCAAGCUCAGGUAGUGGAAAAGCUGAUUUCGACAAGUUAACAAGUAUUCUAGAGGCCAUUCCACCAAUCAGAUAUAUCUGCCUAGACGUGGCAAAUGGCUAUUCAGAGCACUUUGUGGAGUUUGUGAAGUCUGUCCGUGCAAAGUUUCCACAUCACACCAUUAUGGCAGGCAAUGUGGUGACAGGAGAGAUGGUAGAAGAACUUAUUCUUUCCGGAGCAGAUAUUAUUAAAGUGGGUAUUGGACCAGGUUCUGUGUGUACCACUCGGAUCAAGACAGGGGUGGGCUAUCCACAGCUAAGUGCUGUUAUUGAGUGUGCCGACUCAGCACAUGGCUUGAAAGGACAUAUCAUCUCUGAUGGAGGAUGCAGCUGUCCAGGAGAUGUCGCCAAAGCGUUUGGAGCUGGUGCUGAUUUUGUCAUGCUUGGAGGAAUGUUUGCAGGCCAUGACCAGUGUGCUGGAGAGAUUAUGGAAAAGAAUGGCAAGAAGGUGAAACUCUUCUAUGGAAUGAGCUCUGAUACAGCUAUGAAGAAGCACGCAGGAGGGGUUGCUGAAUACAGGGCUUCGGAGGGCAGAACUGUGGAGGUACCGUACAGAGGGGACGUAGAACUCACCAUCUUGGACAUCCUCGGAGGGCUGCGCUCCACCUGCACCUACGUGGGAGCCGCCAAACUCAAGGAACUGAGCAGGAGAACAACAUUCAUCCGGGUCACCCAGCAGCACAGCCAGGUCUUCUCUUAGCCCAGGACUAGGGGGAUGGAGAGAGUGGGAUAGGGGAGAGGAGCAGGAAGGGCUUCUGUUCUGUUUUGCUUUCUCCUCCAUGUUGUGUUAGUAGCAAACUCUCCUCUCUCUUAGAAAGGCAGUGUCAUAGCCAUUGGAGGGGCUAUGGCUGGGAUUUGGAAGGGGAAGGUCAUGCUAGUAACACAGUGCCAUUGGUUCAAAAUGAAAUAGCCUCAUCUUUUAUUGUUGUGCCUUUUUUAGUUUUUAAUCAACAUUUCUUCACCUGUUUCCCCCUCCACUCAGAUAAAUAGCUGCUGAAACCUCAGUUAACAAGGAUUUGGCUCAUACAGACAUGGCUCUUAGGCCUGCACACAUAUACAUAUUCCCUUUUUCAAGACUGACCUGUCAGCUACCACCACUUCUGGCAGUGCACCUUCCAGAAACUACAGGCUGUGAGAGGAAAAGAUGCAAGGAAUUGCAUGGGGAAAUAAAAAAAAAAAAAAAACCAAAUUAUCUUAAUCUUUGUUCUGGUAAAAGAAUGGAUGUUUGUGGCUAGGCUGCCGGCCUGUGGAAUGUCAGGGGUGGAUGAGGCCUGGCUAGCGGUGACUUCUUACUGUGAUGAUAAAAAUGCCAGAUCUCUUUCACUCUCGUUCACAGGGCUCUGGCACUGCCAUUCUUACUUAGAGCUCCCCAUUCAAUAGACUUGCUUCUUCAGAGAAGCUGGCCCUGAAUGUAGCAAACUCAUGCUAUCCCCCUACCCCCAUCUGUGGAGAUCAUUCUGGAGAAAUUGUCUCAGAGCUUGCCUGCUUUUUCGUGCAUGCCAUUAGUGAAUUACCUGGGUUCCUGGUUUUACCUGCUGGCUGUGAACAGAUUUUUAAGGCAUUCAGUAACCCCACCGAGGAGGGAGAGGGGCGGUUCUCUGCAGUGCUCCCUAUUCCCCUGCUUGCUCAUAUCCAUUUAGCAAAGAUGUAAAAAUGCUGUGCUUUGCGUUUGUGGCCAGGUGAAUGAAGCCAGGGGGAUCAAACUCACAUUUGGUUAUUUGGUGCCACUCCUUGUGCAGUCGUUGACACCAUGAAAAGCAAAAGAGAGCUUUCAACAGAACAGCUGGAUUGCAAGACACUGGUGGGCUGAGAUGGAGUUAAGGCAUUUGCUCUAAAAUGAGUAAUGAAUGUUUAAGACUCUGGGUAACACUUUAUUAAAGUGUAAUGGCCCGCUAGCUAGUUGAUAAAUCACAAUGAAACUUCUUUGGAAAUACACAUUGCAUCCCCAUGAAUAGCACAGUAGCUCGUUAGGAUAAAUGAUGUAAAAGUGAGCACCAAUGAAUUAAUAAUACUUGGCCACUUACUUUAAAGUGCUGCUGAGAUUGUAAUACAGCUGCUGUUACUUCAGAGUCAUACUUCCCCCUCCUGUAGAUGCCUGUGGAAAGAGACAGGCUUCCUUUGAAAAGUGAAAGAGUGAUCUGCAGGAAGAGGAAUAGCAAAGAGAAACUCCAGAAUUAAACUCACAGAAUUAAGUUUAAUUAAUCCACACACAAGGAUUGGUACAAUUUGCCAUGCUGAGAAACAAAUUGAGGCCACAAUCUGAUCCCUGGUGGUUUUGACAUGUGUUGUGCGCAUUAGAAAAAACACAGAAUAUCUUCUAAAUAGCCUGAUACUUUAAAUGUCUUCCAUGUAACAUCUAGGACAUAAUUCUUAAUUGUAGUACCACCCCUUCCUCUGCUUUGGAGGUAAAUAAGGGCCUUAAGGUGAGCACGGGUUAUGCUCGUGCUGGCUUUAAGGACCAUUUGUCCUGUCCACGUGUCAUAAAGGAACCAGAAUGCAGAAGAGAAGCAGGCCCUGCGAGUAGAGGACCUGAUCUCUGUUCCCUCCAGCCUGAAAGCAUCACAUGAAGAAGAUGCUGGGCUGUGUCACCACAGACCUUCCCGUGCUUUUACCUGCACUGAGCCCAGAGGACAGGCAGCGUUCCUGCUCUGCAUCAGCACGGCUGUAGGUCACUGUUCCUUUAUUUACGUGAUGUGAAGGGUAGGGGUGCAAAGGCAAAUCAACACCUCUGCCAGCAGCGGGGUUGGUCUGUCCCAGCACCAGCCUGACCACAGGGGUGUCUCCACACUCGUGCCUUCAUACAUGGGAAGGGCAGCAGCCCGCUGGGCUCAUGCCUACGCUCGCUAGUGCUUUUCUACUUUUUUUUAGCUACAUUUCUAAAUGGAAUUUAAGAAUUACAUAUACAUACCAAAAUAUAUGUAUAUAUAUAUUUGUAAAUUUUUUUUUUUUUUAAAAGAUCAUACGCACAGUGAACAGAGCAGCUCCGUGACAUGAACAGAGCAGCUCCGUGACAUGAACAGAGCAGCUUCAGGACAUGUCUUCAGAACAGUUUCUUUUCCAAAGAGCAGGUGCUGGGGUCAAAGGAGGGGCUGCCUCUCCACAGGGGUGGCAAGCGUGGCACCUCCUCCCGGGGCAGGCUGUACACUUAGACAGCCAGCCUGGCCUGGGGCAACCUUAAACCUGUGUUCCUUCCCCUUCCGCACAUACCUCUGACUGGCCAAUAAUAGGAAAGGAUGGGGAUGGGCUAAUCUUAAGUUGCUCCCUGAGUUCUCCAGGCUGUGAAUGACAUUUGCGCUAAGAGUAGUUACUGAUAAAGCUUUGAUUUGAGGUGUUUGGUUUUUCUCAAUAGCAGCUCACCGUCAAUUUGGUAAGCAGUGUGUUUUCCUCCUUUAGAUUUCGUUUUCUCCUUCUCUCUCUAAAGUGAGCAGGAGAGAGAAUGGCUGCAGAAAAGCUGAACCGGUGGCAUUUCUGUACCUCACCCAAAGUUAUAUGAGGGUUUUAUUCAGGGAUAACCCUCAAUUAUGUGAGUGCUCACCAUCAACGCUGUGCAAGUCCAGCUCUCAGAUGGGCUGGAAAAUGCAAACAAAGAUGAGCUUAAGCUCUCCUUUAACACCAGUCCUGUGCUGUAGGAGUUGUCCUCAUCUUUACUUAGCCCCAGGUCCUGUGCCCUGCUCAAGCCUGCUGCCAUGCUCAUAAGGAACUGGGGCAGAGAGGGAGCUGAGGACACGCUAUGCCUGGCAGGAUGGUUCAAACAGAGACCACAAGCACUGACAAAUGCUGUGUGCCAUUUGUGGAUCUACCUCACCUGCACAUUUAACCAGCUUCUCUGUUCCUUGGUGUUCUUCUGUGGGAAAUGAUAUUUGUAAAAGCUUAGUGUUGAGUGAUGCUGCAUAAACAGAGCAUCUUUAAACCCGCCACCCUAGCCCCGUCCUGUCUAAAGGACCGCUGUGAGCAUGAUAACCAUUGUAGGACAAGGUCACGUAUGCUUCCCCCAGCCAGGCAAUUGCUGAACACCAGCAGCAGCGCUGAGGUUUGGCCAAGUGGCUCUGCAGACAUUUAGUUUAAGGCACCAAAGCCGUACAAGCAAGAAUGCUGCAAAAUGGCAGCAUUACAUCAUUAAAGUAAUCCCUGCUGCAUGUGUCCAUCUCUGACUUCUUGAAGCAUAUGGACACACAAGCCACCCCUCCUACCUGCGCAGCCUCUGGCUCACCCAAACUCCCCCUGGGCGAGGGGUCUUGGCACAGCAGCAGCCUUCCUCAUGACUGUAUGACCAUGGGGGGUUUGUGGGGAGAGCCCAUGCAGAGCUUCUCAUAGGUGAGGAGUGGGCCUUGCACCAGCAUCCUGCCGGAUGCAAACCAAGUCAUGCAGGUCUCCCUUCUCUGAAAGAAACAAGUGCAGACACGCAGGGAGCGUACUCUGCCCCCUGUGCUUGUUGGCACAGCUGGCUCUCCCCCUUUGGCCACUUUCACUGGGCUCUCCUGUGCAGCUCUCUUCUCACCUUAAGGCACUACAGGGUUCAGUGUAGGAAGGGGCCACCCUGUAAAUAUGAAAAGUGGGAAGUGAGGGCAGGAGGAGCUUCUGCUUACAUUUGGAGCUGCUUUCCCCAGGGAAUAUGUGCCUCCGUCUUCCUUUCACCUAGUUAAUAGUGUAGGGGGAGAAAGGGUGGUGGUGGGCAAGAAACUUAGCAGCAAUAAGCCAGGCCCUGCACUGUUGGGACAGGGGCUGGUGGUCUUCAGUUACAGAUCUGAUGAGAGUUGGAAGCCUUUUCCAAAGCAAGUGCUCCCUAGUUUACACCCGCUGAGCUCCCCUCUCUUGAACAGAUCUGCUGCUACAGCUUGCUGCCAGUGUACAUCCAGUGUCUGUCCAUCACUGCCUCCCACCCUUCCACCCCAAGGAUGUUGCUUUUUAGUCAUCGGUAUCAGUUUUUUACCAGAAGUUUCUUUGCUGGAGCCAGGAGGGCUUUUGCAACCAGUGCCAGCUUUGGCCUUGCUUGUGUAGGAGAGAAAAAAAUACCUAAAAACCUAAAGAACAGCGGUUUGCCUUCUGCAGCCAGAGCCGGCAGGGACAGGGUGGGAGCUGCUGGGGGUGGAGGGGCUGUAGCACAACUCGGUUAGGGGCUGGCACAGCUCUGCACCCCGGAGCACAGCAUGGACCAGCCCCCUGCCACCUUUGCUUGGCUUGGUUUAUGGGCACUCAGCUGUUUAAGCUUCCCCAGCAUUUACUUGACACAGUGUUUACUGGUUGAAGUUUUCAUACGUAAAUAAAUAAUUCAGAGUCCAAAACUCCUUGGUGUUGCCUGCGGUAACUGUGAAGCGCUUCUGCCUCAUCAGCCAAAAAAAGCUGAUGAGCGUGCGAUUUAUUCCUGCCCUGCUUGGCUCUCCUGAGGUGGCGAUGACAAACGCUGCCUCCUGUCAUGCGCAGCAACUGCGAGUGCGCAACGCCUCUGGCGCACGUGGCACAAUCAUUUCCAGUGUUCAAAAGUUGUAAAUGGAAAGUCUUUGUUAUGCAAUAAAGACCUUCACUCUGAACGUGUCUGGAGAGGGUUUUAUGGCCAUGGGUGGGCACGCACAUGUUUCUGCGUCAUCAUGAAGAAAAGCAAACACUCUAAUACGUGUUGACAGCAAGGUGGGGAGAAAUUAAGUCAAAUUACGCCCC